GUGACUACUUUUUGCACUGUGCCAACAGAUAAUUGCAGCGUAUACUUCGCGUCGAUCAUGCCUCGAGAAAUUGUCACAGUGCAGCUAGGUCAAUGUGGGAAUCAAAUGGGCUCGGUUUAUUGGCAACGGCUCUGCGCUGAACAUGGGAUUAGCAAGGAAGGCAUCCUCGAAGAAUGGGCUACUGAGCCUGGAGACCGAAAAGACGCGUUCUUCUAUCAAGCUGACGAUGAACAUUAUAUACCACGGGCAAUAUUAGUUGACCUUGAGCCUCGUGUUAUCAAUAAUAUACUGACCUCACCUUACGCGAACCUGUACAAUCCAGAAAAUAUCUUCGUGUCUAAGGAUGGUGGUGGAGCAGGGAAUAAUUGGGCCCAAGGAUAUGCUGCUGGAGAACGGAUAUACGAAGAGAUAAUGGAGAUGAUUGACCGAGAGGCUGAGGGUAGCGAUUCGUUAGAGGGCUUCAUGCUCGCACAUUCGAUCGCUGGAGGAACUGGGUCAGGACUGGGCUCAUUUGUUUUAGAACGAUUGAACGAUAGAUUUCCAAAGAAACUCAUCCAAACAUACAGUGUUUUUCCGAAUGCACAAGAAGGAGAUGUCGUUGUCCAACCAUACAACUCUCUCCUUACGCUAAAACGUCUGGUGAAUCAUGCUGAUUCGGUUGUGGUACUAGAUAAUGGAGCGUUGGCACGGAUUUCAUCAGAAAGACUUCAUGUUCAAACACCUACGUUUGACCAAACAAAUCAACUAGUAGCAACGGUCAUGGCAGCCAGCACACAAACACUUCGAUACCCGGGAUACAUGAACAACGAUUUGGUCGGCAUUAUUGCGUCGCUCAUCCCAACACCUCGAUGUCAUUUUCUCAUGACAUCCUAUACGCCGUUCACCAGUGAUCAGAUCGACAAAGCCAAACCCAUAAGACGCACGACGGUGCUUGACGUGAUGCGACGUUUGUUACAACCCAAAAACCGCAUGGUAUCUACAACACCAAGUAAAACUGCUUGCUAUAUCUCUAUUCUCAAUAUCAUACAAGGGGAUGUCGAUCCUACUGAUGUCCACCAAUCCCUUCUGCGAAUUCGAGAAAGACAACUUGCCAACUUUAUCCCCUGGGGUCCGACGUCGCCACAAGUCGCAAUCACAAAACGUUCACCUUAUGUCGCCACCAAUCAUCGUGUCAGUGGCUUGAUGCUUGCAAACCAUACUAGUAUCGCAUCUCUGUUCAAGCGGAUGUUGGAUCAAUUCGAUAAGUUGAAGAGAAGGAACGCGUUCUUGGAGCAGUAUAAGAAGGAGAAAAUGUUUGAGAAUGGGUUGGAGGAGUUUGAUGAUGCUAGGGCAACCUGUGAAGAGCUGCUGAACGAAUACAAAUCUUGUGAAAGUCCUGACUAUAUCUCAUAUGGUGCGGCAGAAGGUGGACAAUAGGAGUCAUUCGGUGUAUUGUAGCUCUUUGAACUUUUGGUGAUGCUUGAUAUUUGUAAGAUGCAGGAUUGGGAGAAGGCUGGAGG
This is a messenger RNA of Lentinula edodes (shiitake mushroom), 1499 nucleotides long. Its product is annotated as gamma tubulin. Gene Ontology annotation, molecular function: structural constituent of cytoskeleton; GTP binding. Gene Ontology annotation, cellular component: cytoplasm; microtubule; centrosome. Lineage: Eukaryota; Fungi; Basidiomycota; Agaricomycetes; Agaricales; Omphalotaceae. Gene Ontology annotation, biological process: meiotic spindle organization; mitotic sister chromatid segregation; mitotic spindle organization. Bases 58 to 1416 code for a protein of 452 amino acids. The record is from RefSeq and is a predicted model, not a curated record. The transcript is spliced from 11 exons.